This is a messenger RNA of Lindgomyces ingoldianus, 3276 nucleotides long. RefSeq lists its product as uncharacterized. The record is from RefSeq and is a predicted model, not a curated record. Lineage: Eukaryota; Fungi; Ascomycota; Dothideomycetes; Pleosporales; Lindgomycetaceae. The transcript is spliced from 13 exons. Bases 1 to 3276 code for a protein of 1091 amino acids.
AUGAUUCUCCGCCUCUCUCAAGAAACUUCCUGGCUGAAGCGCAACUGCCAGGAGGUUUACUAUCUCUACUCAACAGAACACAUUUAUCAUAAUGGCACCAGGAUAGUCGCAGCUUCUCAACGAUAUCAGUGGCCAAUGCAGUCUCCGUCCGCCAGCCAACCCAACAAGCUUACUAUCCCGAAAAUGUUGGCGCCGACACAGCUCCUUGCUAGAUCAGUGACUCAGAGAGAUGGACACAAAACACGAGCAAGUUUGGUGAAAUCAGUCAUGACGAGCAUACUUUUAUUUAGGAGAUUUUACUGCUUGGCUACACUCUCGCUGGCAAUGAUAGGAAGACAUGAAGGCCAUUCGACAUGCCCACCAUUGCCACCUCCGGUCGUAUCCAUUUCCGCGGAUAGGGGUGGCAAUGGGGAGUUGUGGGCUUGGAAGAUGCCAAAGUGGCACGGUGAGGUGGUGAAAGAAGGAAGCAGUGGGUUUAGCGAAGCCUUCGAGGUGGGUAAUCAUGAACAUGAUAGGAAGAAGGAUGGAGGCUCAAUAUUGAAGCUCGAGACCUUUAAAGAGACGUCAUCCCUGUACCUCGUAGAUGCAAGUGAGCAGCCAGGAGGCUUGGUGCCUGUCCCCAAACUUAGUAGCAUUGACUAUGAGAACGUGAAACCUUGGAAUAACUCUUUUUCACCAAAAUACAUUCCCCUCCUUCGAUACCAUACCCGAAGUGCCAACCAUGGCUUCCACAAGACCUCGAAAGAGACGUGUGCAAUUCGACCGAAGCAAGAUGAGAGGCAAAAGGAAAGGGAUGAAGCCCAUACCCUAAUUAUUUUAGUUUCUAUGCUUGUGUCCUACACGGCGUUCGAGAACAGUAGCGAUGGAGCGCCCGCGCCCUCAAGCGCGGAAUCGUCUCAAACUACUUCCCCGACCAUUACGCCACCAAAGACAAAUACGUUCAAGAAAGUGAAGUUCUUGGAUACAAAACAAGUCGAAAUUGUCGAGAGCGAACCGGAGUUAGCAGAGUCGAUAGAAUCGAAAGCGACAACCACAGACGAAGAGACAAAGAUGUCAUCUAAUCUAAAUGCAACUCCAUGGGCAGCAACUCUCGCGCUGAAAACACAAUUGCGCGCCACCAUCAAAGCAACCGACUCUUGUACCAUUGAAGACUCUCCUUUCUCCCAACCAUCACUGCCAUCAUAUCCCUUCUCACCAUUGUCAACGAGGACAUGCUCCCCAAUACCAGAAGUCCCAAUUUCCCCAAAAGCCACUUCCGUAACAAAUGCUAAAGUUAUCGAUGGGAUACAAGAGGGCCUUUCUUCUCUUCCGCUGAUGAUGAAGCUUCUUGUCAAGCUAUUUGCUGGUUCAAGGCCAACCUUGAAGAAGACUCCGCCCUUGCGGAAGAUCGACAGCGGAAAACAAACUACAUCAUCAAAAAUAAUGGAUCAAGAUGGAGAACUUAAAAUGCACGAGAUCGGCGGAUUACUUGCUCAGGAUCUUGAGGCUCUUCUUGCGAGCACUCCUACACCAUCUUCUCAACACUCCUCUCUAAGUUCUGCUUCCACCUCGAAGGCAACUCCUCAGCCCUUGCAGGAUAUGUCUGAGCGUACAGAAGAAAGAAAAGAAGAUGAUUGGGAAGACAUCGCCGUCAAUCCUACCGACUUAGAAGGCAUUAUCAUCAACGAUUUUGCCAAACCAACUGCAAACCAGAAGAUGAAGAGACAGCCUAGAGAAGGGCCCCUCCAAUUUCCCUUCUCUCUCGCCCUAUGUUCUCUUCCGCGCAAGAUCCUCUGCCCUGAAUAUCGUCAAGAAGCCGUUUUGCAGCGCCAAACCAACCAGAUUCUGUCAAAAAGUUUCCUAGAUACUCAAUUUCAAGCUAUCAAACAGGGUGAACUAAGAACCCAGCAUCAAACUACCUCUCUCCAUCCCUUCCGCACCUCUUCGCAGCGUGGCCUUCGCCCUCCACCUAGGUAUCUUUCAUUCCCAAAGCGCAAAUUGGGUCCUGUUAAAAAUCCUCAUCCAGCCUGUCGCGAUGCUAGUAUCCAGGCGGAUAAGCUGCAUCCAGGCAUUCCAGAAUACUGGCUUCCAGAUCUAAAUUACAAGUCUGAAAUUGUAAAAGCCUCGCCCGACAAGGAGGCCUCGGGUGAUACAAAGGCAGUUCUAUGGGCACCGCAAGCCGCUGUGCAAGGACCACGACCACCUGUGAAGACUAGCACUCGAUUAGUACCGCCUACGCCAAGGAAUGCAACCAACAGGUACUGUCCGACGCUACCAAGGCCGACUAAGCCUCAGCCAACGAGAAAGUUUCUUGUCCCUCAGAUAAUUCGAGGCAUGGAAGACAGAGAUGCUGGUGAAGGGCGGCGACAGCGAAUUGCUCCACGUUCCUGGAGCCAUAUUUUUGGACUUGAUGAUGCAAUAAGCAUUGUCAGUUGUGUGAACAAUGCUAAUGAAGAGCAGCACGCACCUGGAGAAGGCGUGAAUGGUGAUACACUCACUGCUGCUAGAUGCUCAUCUCCGGCCCACCGCAUGGCUGUGCCGCCAACAACCCUACACCGUCAACAUCAUGUUAACUUCAGUGUCGGUGACGACCAGAUCCUUGAACUCGACAACGACAUCCACGGCGCGAAUAUGGCGGACUCCUCCAGCACCUCUUCCAUCAAGCCCACAAUGAUCCAGUCAGGCCGUCCAACUGCAGAGGAAUCAGGAAUGAAGCAGCCACCAGAACCCUACGAACGCCCAUGGGGCCAAUCUCACAAUCUUCUAGCUAAGUUAGCAGCCGAUGAUGCAUUCUACGUCCACUCUUCCUCUCCCACCACCAGUGUUGCCUCUCCUACCAAACAGUUAGUCCUCACAGACGCCGUCCCACCCCUGAGCUCUGGAGAAGUGGCGCUCAAACAUGUGAAGACCUGGUCUCCAGUGAGAGUGCGCGAAUCUAGCGCUUUGGCUUCACCCCCUGGCUCUCAGCUCUGGAGCUCUAGCACGAGCAAAGAUUCGGCUAUAGAUUCACAACCAAUCUUCCUAACACCGCGAGACAAGAUACCUGUUUACCCCGCAAUGGGGACGGUAGAGCACUACAAGGCGUUGAAGAUUAUACCAUACUCUACGUUCGUAAAUAUGGAAGAUGAUAGAACUCUUCGAGUCGACGCCCAGCUGAUGGCUCAGGUCAUUGACUCUACAGUGGGUAAAUGGAUUCUGUACUGGGAGAUACGGAUUGUUAAGGUGGAUAUUCGGCGGGAUUGUGGGCUGGCAGUGAUAGCGGCUGAGAAGUUGGUGCGGAGAAGGAGACUUAAAUAG